This is a messenger RNA of Staurois parvus, 152 nucleotides long. Lineage: Eukaryota; Metazoa; Chordata; Amphibia; Anura; Ranidae. The record is from the annotation of a GenBank genome assembly.
UGCCCCAUCGUUGGUGUCAGUGGGGGGAGGAAUAGUGCCCCAUCGUUGGUGUCAGUGGGGGGAGGAAUAGUGCCCCAUCGUUGGUGUCAGUUGGGGGGAGGAAUAGUGCCCCAUCGUUGGUGUCAGUGGGGGGAGGAAUAGUGCCCCAUCGU